Aplysia californica (California sea hare) is the source of this 2344-nucleotide messenger RNA. RefSeq names its product coatomer subunit zeta-1. The record is from RefSeq and is a predicted model, not a curated record. Gene Ontology annotation, cellular component: COPI vesicle coat. Lineage: Eukaryota; Metazoa; Mollusca; Gastropoda; Aplysiida; Aplysiidae. Gene Ontology annotation, biological process: intracellular protein transport; intra-Golgi vesicle-mediated transport; retrograde vesicle-mediated transport, Golgi to endoplasmic reticulum.
GAACCUUCAUUUUACUUUGUCAAGGCUAUUGCCAUCUUGGAUAAUGAUGGCAAUAGGAUGCUGGCAAAGUAUUAUGACGAUUCAUUUCCUACAGCAAAGGAGCAGAAAGAAUUUGAAAAGAAUCUGUUCAACAAAACUCAUCGAGCGAAUGGAGAAAUCAUCAUGUUCGAGGGGCUGACCUGUGUAUACAAGAGCAAUGUAGAUCUGUUUUUCUAUGUUGUUGGUUCAUCAAUGGAAAAUGAGCUUAUCCUGGCAAGUUGCCUCAAUGCCUUCUACGACUCAAUCAGCGAAAUACUGCGCAAGAAUGUGGAGAAGAGAGCCCUCUUGGACAACUUGGAUGCAGUUUUCCUGGCAGCGGAUGAGCUUUGUGAUGGAGGGAUUGUGCUAGAAAGUGACCCCCAUCAAAUUGUCCAGAGGGUGGCCAUCAGAAACGACGACAUCCCCUUGGGAGAACAGACAAUGGCCAAGGUGCUUCAGUCGGCAAAAGACCAGAUCAAGUGGUCACUACUCAAGUGAUGGGCGUCGUCGAGGGAGGCUGAGUGUGUCUGGUUGUGUGUGUGAGUGUGUGUAUGUUAGUGUGUGUGUGUGCUUGUGUCCAUGUACGGGUUUGUGAAUGUCAAAUGUUCUCUCUGAGCGUGUUGAUGUGUGCAUGUGUGCACAUGAGUGUUCUUUUGAGUGUCUGGGGCGUGCUCUUGCAUGCACGUCAUGCACAUAUGUAUUCCGUUCGUGUGUCGGUGUGUGCAAGCAUGCACACAAUGAGUGUUUAGUGAGUGUGUGGAUGUACGCGAGCAUGCACAUGUGUGUGUGUAUGCUGUGUGCGUAGGUUCAGGCGUGUUUUGUGAGUGUGUGUAUGUGUGUGCAUGCCUGAUGGACAAAAUUACACGAUGGGAUCAUGGAGUCUUCAGUCAGCAGCAGCAACGACGAAAGCGAUGAAGAUGUCUGCGACAGGAGAGACACUGGAACGAGGAGAUGACGGACGGUUGACAAGAUGUGUCUCCACGGAUGGUGGGUGGUGUGUAUUUCUUGUUUUGGGUUUGUCAAGAAGCAUGCUCGACCCUGCAAAGAACGAAUUGUGUAGUAAGCCUGAUGGAGUUGCGCUCAUUCAUGGUGGGGAGGCAUGAGAGGGUUUCUUUCUUGUAUCAUUUAGUAUGACUAAACUUUUGGUUGUAUUAUUUAGUAUGGCUGAACUUUGAGUGUGGCAGAGAGAAAGAGAGUGUGUGAGCAAGUACAUCUUAUCCUGUUGUUGUUGUUUUUUAGUUUUGCUUUUAUUUUUCUGUGGGUUUCCUUCUUGUAUCAUCAUGUAGGAUGAUUGAACUUUAGGUGUGGCGGAGAGAGUGUGUGUGCAAAAGUACAGUUUAUCCUCUUGUUGUUUAGUUCUGCUUUUAUUUUUCUGUGGGGUUGGGACCAGGAUUUGUAGUUGUGUUUGGUAUGUUACUGGACGGUCAAGGUUGACAAUAAUACUUUGGUACAGCGAGGCAUCAAGUUUGACGUGAAUGACUAACUUAGAGGGGAGUUUUGGUUUGUGAUAUGUACAGGUUGAUGUUUGCGUCACUCAGUGUUGCAUGUGUGGGUUUGACAGUUGUUUCCAUCAAGUUCAUGUAGAAUCUGUUUUUGUCAUUUGUGUGCCAUGUGUAUUUUUGUAUUGAUGCUUCUGUAGUGGCAACACUGUUUGUAAAGCAACAUUUUUGUUCUGUUAAAAUAUGACCAAACCAUUGAUGGGGCGCCUGAGAAUAGUGGUUACGCUUUCAAACUUUUGCUAAAAUAAAAUCUUAAACUUGAUACUCAGCUCUUCCAAGUAGAACAAAGAAAGGUAAUUGUCUCCUUCAGAUCACCUUCGAAAGAAUAGGCACUUUGUUAUCGACAGGUAGAAUUUAUGAAUGUUUAGGUUUAUGCACCUAACUCAUUGAGGCAGCUGGAUCAGUUGGAUUGCUUUGAAAAAAUUCGUUUCAAUGGUAUUGUAUUACUAUUAACCUCUCAUGGAAGGAAAGAGAAAGAUAAAACAGAAACAGAACUAUGAACUGCUGUCUUGGGUUAAAAGUUUGUGCGUCCUUGCUAUGUCAGGCUGUCUUGGUUGCCAUGAGGAAUUGUUUCAGCUUUUAUUGUCUUGUUCUGUUAUUCACAUGCAUCUCUAUAUGCCUUUGGAAAGAAAUCUAAAAUUUAACUCAUUUAGCCUCGUAUAUAAGUUAUUGAAAGUGAGUAAAUGUGUGUGAUUUGUGUUUUAUUAAAGUAAAAGUGAUCAUUAUAGAGGUAAUUCCAUUUUGCCUGAUGUGUUUGAUGUUCAUCAAUUCCUGUUUUGUAUAUACUUAAAGGAGGAAUAAAUGAAAUUUUGAUGGGAUGUAUGCUA